AUGGAUCAUAGUAGUAUUCAGUUGAUGGAAGACAUUUCAUUAGAAGUAAAAAAUGUUGCAAAGAAUAUCACGAACUCAUCAAGUAAAAAUAAAUCUAAAAAUGAAAGUCCUCGCAUUUCAAGCAAGCUUAAAGUAGAACUGCAAACAUUAAGAAUAUCUGAAGAAUCUGAACGACAACUGUAUGAUACUUUGAAACACAUCUAUGGUUCUAGUUUUAAACUUUCUGAUGCAUCGGAAUUUGAAAUUAAAAAAUCAAACCUGGAAAAGCAAUAUUGGGUAGAAAGAGGAAACUUAGUUAUUAAAGGAAUAGUUGAUUAUUCUUCUAAAGAUACUACACCUAAAACUCAGGAACAAAUUACUAGACAAUUUGCAACAAAUAAGCUUGAAAGUUAUGGCUUCCACCAAUCGCAUUGCAUUGAAGCAUUAAUACACUCAAAAGAUGACAUGGGAAAAGCUCUAGAAGUUUUAUUUUAUAAAUAUUAUGGAAUUGAAAAUAUUGUAAGGAGUAAAGUAUCUAAUGAUACUGAUACAACAGACAUGCUAGAAAGGCGACAAGAUGAGAAAGAAGCACUUGAAUCUAUUUAUGGAGAUAUGUUUACAGAAAAAAUAAAAAACCAAAUUUGGACUGUGCAAGUUGAAUUAGAUUACUUGGUAAGAAAUGUUGAGAUAGAGCAAGAGAUAAGCAGGAUUAAACAACAACAAGAGAAAAUAAAAGAGAAAGAAGUUUGCAGAUUAUUUAUUCUUAAGAAGUGUAGAUUUGGAAAUAAGUGUAGAUUCCUACAUCAGCAACCGCAGGUGUUAAAAAUGCCUGAAAGAGAGGAUCCAAAUUUUACAUUAGAAAUAAGAUUUCCUGAAGGUUGUAAAUACCCGUAUGAACCACCAUAUUUCUACUUUUAUAAAAAUGAUGGUACAUUUUCGAGUAUAAAUUGUUUAAGAAUAGGAAGAAGAUUAUACAAUGAAGCAUUAUCGUUAGCCGAAGAUGGCACUCCAUCUAUUUUUUCUAUUAUAUCUCUUUUGGAAAAUGAAUUUGAAAUAAGGCGAUAUUUAGAAGAAAAUAAAGAAUCAUUUUUGGAUCAGAAUGAUUUACUUUUUCCGAAAUUGUCAAAAACCGAAGACGAAGGAGAUCUUGCCACGCAUCAUGAACUAGGUUCUAUCAAUAGAAGGAACAGAGACAACAUUACUUGGGAGGAAAUAUUAAAAACGGACGACCUAAUUCAUAAAAAUUUUAAAGAAAAACAGGAUAGCCCUAAAUACAAAAGGAUGAAAGAAGUUAGGAGAAAGUUGCCAGCAUGGUCUAAAAUUGGUAACAUUUUAGAAACGGUAUACGAAAAUCAAGUUACCAUAAUUUCAGGUGAAACAGGAUGUGGUAAAAGUACACAGGUGCCACAAUUUCUAUUAGAUGAUUGGAUUCUUAAUAGAUCUGAAUCAAAAGAACAUGUUAAUAUAAUAUGCACGCAACCUCGAAGGAUAAGCGCUGUAGGAGUUGCGGAAAGAGUUGCGGCAGAAAGAGAUGAACGGAUAGGUGACACAAUAGGAUAUCAAAUACGAUUGGAGAGCAAAAUGUCUAAUAAAACUAGAUUAACAUUCUGCACGACUGGAAUUUUAUUACAAAGAUUAUCUAUGAAUCCAGAUUUGACAGACGCGACUCAUAUCAUUGUUGAUGAAGUCCAUGAAAGAAGCGCAGAAAGCGACUUCCUAUUGAUGCUCUUAAAGGAAUUGCUGACUAAAAGAUCAAACCUGAAAGUAAUACUUAUGAGUGCAACGCUCAAAGCAGAGGCUUUUUCCUCAUACUUUAGAGAAGCUCCUAUUUUGUGUAUUCCAGGAAAAACGUUUCCUGUGGAACAAAUCUUUUUGGAAGAUGUGUUCGAAUGGACAAAUUAUGUACUCGAAGAAAAUUCGAAAUACACACGCAAAAUUAAAGGCGACUGGGAACAGUUGCAAAUAGACCUAGAAACUGCAGAAGUGGAAGGCGCGUCUGCUGCUGCAGUUAAAGAAUCGAUUCAAGAUGAAAAUUUAACGUUAACGCAAAUUGUCAAUAGAUAUCGAUGUUACAGUAGACAGGCGCAUAAAAAUUUGUAUGUGAUGGACUACGAAAAAAUUAAUUUUGAACUGAUAGAGGAAAUAGUGGAAUGGAUUUGUUUUGGAUUGCACGAUUAUCCCAAAACAGGCUCGAUUUUAGUAUUUUUACCGGGAUUUGCUGAAAUUAUUACUUUAAAAAAUCAAUUGAACGACAAUAAAAAUCUUUCACCGAAGACUGGAAAAUUUAUUAUUGUACCAUUGCAUUCGAGUUUAUCCAACGAAGAGCAGAAUUUAGUUUUUAAAAAGACUGGAGACGUCAGGAAAAUAGUGCUCAGCACAAAUUUAGCUGAAACAUCUAUUACUAUAGACGAUUGUGUUUUCGUAAUUGAUAGUGGAAAAAUGAAAGAAACUAGAUUUAAUUCAAACCAAAACAUGGAAAGCUUAGAGACAUGUUGGGUGUCUCAAGCAAACGCAUUGCAAAGAAAAGGUCGAGCUGGGCGUGUGAUGCCCGGAGUAUGCAUUCAUUUGUAUACCUCGUAUAAGUUUAAAUAUCAUUUUUCAACGCAACCGGUGCCUGAAAUAUUACGAAUUCCUUUGGAGCCGUUACUUUUACGCAUUCAACUUUUACACAAAGGACGAAAAAUAGAUUCAUAUCAAAUUUUGGGCAAGAUGUUAGAACCGCCAACAGCUGAAAAUAUUCGUACCGCUAUUAAACGUUUACAAGAUGUCGGAGCGUUUAAUUCUGAAUGCACAUUGACUCCAUUAGGCCAUCAUCUUGCUGCAUUGCCUGUAGAUGUACGAAUCGGGAAACUAAUAUUAUUUGGAGCAAUCUUUUGUUGUCUUGACUCUGCACUCACCAUUGCAGCUUGUUUAUCCCAUAAAUCUCCAUUCACCAUACCUUUUGAGAAAAGACACGAGAUAGAUGCCAAGAAAGAAUUUUAUACAGCCAACUCUGAUCACUUAACUGUUCUUAAAGCGUACAAGAAAUGGUUGGAAACAUGUGCUCGCAGUAAUUAUGCUGGACAAGUUUUCGCUAAUGAAAACUACUUAUCCAUACGCACAUUGUACACCUUAGCGGACAUAAAGUAUCAAUUCUUAGAAUUAUUAGUUUCGAUUGGGUUUGUUCCCGUUAAUUUGCCCAAACGGCAAUCAAACGUUGAUAAAGUCUUAGAAAUAACUGGUGUUGAACUAAACAUCAAUAAUGAUAAUUAUAAACUUCUCCAGGGUUUACUUUGUGCUGCUCUUUAUCCUAAUGUUGUGAAAGUUUUAACACCGGAGAAAUCCUUCCAAAUACAGUCUGCUGGAGCAAUUCCAGUACAACCUAGGCCAGAAGAACUUCGAUUUCAAACAAAAUGCGAUGGUUUCGUCAGUGUUCAUCCAUCCUCUGUUAACUUUCAUGUUGGUUACUUCCCUAGUCCGUAUUUAGUAUUUCAGGAAAAAAUUAAAACGAGUAAAAUAUUUAUUAAGGAAGUCACAAUGGUGCCAAUCUUACUGUUAAUUUUGUUUUCUGGCUAUGAAUUAAACAUAGAACUACAUAAUGGACUAUCUAUUGUAUCAUUAGAAGAUGGUUGGAUCUUGUUUAGUGUCGAAUCACAUAGGGUUGGUCAACUUUUACAACGAAUCAGAAAAGAAUUGGUCAAGUUAUUGGAAGAAAAGAUGAAAGAUCCCCUAUUAAAUCUCUUAAAUCAUCAAAAUGGAAGAAAAAUUAUACAGACAAUUGUGAAUGUAGUAACAAAAGAUUAG
Molecule: messenger RNA, 3762 nt
Organism: Dufourea novaeangliae
Lineage: Eukaryota; Metazoa; Arthropoda; Insecta; Hymenoptera; Halictidae
Product: putative ATP-dependent RNA helicase DHX57
Exons: 12
Coding region: 1-3762 (1253 amino acids)
Cellular component (GO): intracellular anatomical structure
Molecular function (GO): ATP binding; metal ion binding; protein binding
Source: RefSeq, a predicted model, not a curated record